Molecule: messenger RNA, 595 nt
Organism: Ipomoea nil (Japanese morning glory)
Lineage: Eukaryota; Viridiplantae; Streptophyta; Magnoliopsida; Solanales; Convolvulaceae
Exons: 2
Coding region: 38-595 (185 amino acids)
Molecular function (GO): protein binding
Source: RefSeq, a predicted model, not a curated record
CACUGAGUCAAGCAAGCAAAGGAAACAAGUAUCAACUAUGGAUAGAGUUGAUUUCAGCAAAUACCGGCCACUAAACAGAGCUAUAUUGGCAGCAAAUUGGGAGGAAGCUUUAAUAUUCUUCAACCAACACCCUGCAGCAAUUAAAUCUCCACUUAACACGGACUUAGAGACUGCAUUGCAUGUUGCUGCUAAAGUAAGUAAUGCCUCCUUUAUGGAAAAUCUUGUAGCAUUAUUGUUGGAAGAUGAUGAACCAGUAGAAGCGCUUUGCCAAGGAGACGUCAAUGGGUGUACCGCACUUCACUACGCUGCCUCGCAUGGAAACAUUGAGGUGGCUGAUAUCCUUGUUCGCAGGAAUUCUAAUCUCCUCUAUCUUCACAACAACUAUGGUUCUUUCCCCAUCCAUUAUGCGGAUAUGAAUAAUCGCAAAAGCAAGGACGUCUAUCUGUAUUUCCUUGGUGUGACUAGGGAUGAUGAAUACGGGCAGCCUAAUCCAUAUGCAGGCCCAACUGGUCUCUCUUUGCUUGUUGACAUAAUCAUAGUUAAAUUCUAUGGUACGUAUAGUACUACAUCCAUCUUAAUUACCCUCUUUGCUUAG